AUGGUUGCUGUUAUCUCUAAGAAAAGAAAGCUUGUCGCUGACGGUGUUUUCUACGCCGAAUUGAACGAAUUCUUCACCCGUGAAUUGGCCGAAGAAGGUUACUCCGGUGUCGAGGUCCGUGUCACUCCUACCAAGACCGAAGUUAUCGUUCGUGCCACCAGAACCCAGGAUGUUUUGGGUGAGAACGGUCGCAGAAUCAACGAGCUAACCUUGUUGGUCCAGAAGAGAUUCAAGUACCAGCCCGGUUCCAUUGUCUUGUACGCCGAGCGUGUCCAAGACCGUGGUCUAUCCGCGGUGGCCCAAGCCGAAUCCAUGAAGUUCAAGUUGCUCAACGGUCUAGCCAUCAGAAGAGCUGCCUACGGUGUUGUCCGUUACGUCAUGGAGUCCGGUGCCAAGGGUUGUGAAGUCGUCAUCUCCGGUAAGCUAAGAGCCGCCAGAGCCAAGUCCAUGAAGUUCGCCGACGGUUUCUUGAUCCACUCCGGUCAACCAGUUGCUGACUUCAUCGACACCGCCACCAGACACGUUCUAUUGAGACAGGGUGUUUUGGGUAUCAAGGUCAAGAUCAUGAGAGACCCAUCCAAGAACAGAGUCGGUCCAAAGUCGUUGCCUGACGCUGUCAAGAUCCUUGACCCUAAGGACGAGGAGCGUAUUGCCCAGCCUUCCGUCAAGGACUACAGACCAGCCCCAGAAGCCGCUCCAGAGGCCGCUCCAGAGGCUCAGGAAGCUGCUCCAGUCGAAGCUUCUGCUUAA
Messenger RNA from Lachancea meyersii CBS 8951, 750 nucleotides. Lineage: Eukaryota; Fungi; Ascomycota; Saccharomycetes; Saccharomycetales; Saccharomycetaceae. The record is from the annotation of a GenBank genome assembly.